UGGUGCUACAAGAGGGAGUGUGUGCCUUUCGGUACCCGACCGGAGGGUGUGGACGGUGCCUGGGGAGCCUGGUCAUCCUGGGGGGAGUGCAGCAGGACGUGCGGCGGAGGCGUGUCGUCAUCCAUCCGCCACUGCGACAGCCCGCGGCCCACGAUCGGCGGGAAGUACUGCCUGGGAGAGCGGAAGCGAUACCGGUCCUGCAACACCGAUGACUGCCCGCCGGGCUCGCAGGACUUCCGAGAGCUGCAGUGUGCCGAGUUCGAUAACGUCCCCUUCCGAGGGAAGUACUACACCUGGAAGACGUACCGCGGAGGGGGUGUGAAAGCCUGUUCCCUCAACUGCCUGGCUGAGGGUUUCAACUUCUACACAGAACGAGCCGCAGCCGUGGUGGAUGGGACGCCGUGCCGGCAGGACUCCAACGACAUCUGCGUCAACGGGGAGUGCAAGGUGCUGCUGGGCUCUGGGACAGACUCGGGAUGGGGGGACAAGGACAGAGCCCCAGGCUGGGGAGCGCUGCCCCCCCCCGUCUGCCCGGGCACCCCUGGGAGCAGGAACCAGUCCCUGCCGGAGGGAGGUUACGAGGAGGUGAUCCAGAUUCCCAAGGGUUCCGUGCACAUCGACAUCCGAGAGCUGAACCUCUCCAUCAACUACUUAGCGCUGAGAGGGGAGAGCGGCGAGUAUUACAUCAACGGGAAGCUCUCCAUUGACCCGCCGCGGCGCUUUGACAUCGCAGGCACAACCUUCCACUACAGGAGAUCCCCAGAAGAACCCGAGUCCCUGGAGGCCUUGGGACCCACCAACAUCACCCUCUUUGUCAUGGUCCUUGUGCGAACAGAGCUGCAGGGGAUCCGAUACAAGUUCAACGCACCCGUCGGCAGGGAUGCCUCGAACCAUUAUUCCUGGCACUACACCCCAUGGACCAAGUGCUCCGUGCUGUGUGCAGGGGGCAGCCAGGCCCAGUCUGUGGUAUGCAAGAAACUUUCCGAUGGCUCAACCGUCCUGAACCAUUUCUGUAGCCCCGAAACCAAAAUGCCAGAGCGGCAGAGGCCGUGCAAUACCGAACCGUGCCCCCCGGCGUGGGUGAUUGGGAACUGGUCUGAAUGCAGCCGAAGUUGCAACGAAGGCGUCCGCACGCGCAGCAUCUUCUGCAAGCGUAAGAUCUCUGCCACCGAGGAGAAGACUUUGGAUGAUGCUUCUUGCACCCCUCCACGGCCAAAGAUGCUUGAGCCAUGCAAUAACCAAUCGUGCCCUCCAGAGUGGGUUGCCCUGGACUGGUCUGAGUGCACCCCCAGCUGCGGACCGGGUUUCCGCCACCGCAUCGUCCUCUGCAAAAGCGGUGACCACAGUGUGACUCUGCCCACCUCCCAGUGCCACGAAGGCUCCAAGCCCCCGACCAGCAUGAGGUGCAACCUGCGGCGCUGCCCACCGCCGCGCUGGGUGACUGGCGAGUGGGGAGAG
This is a messenger RNA of Apaloderma vittatum (bar-tailed trogon), 1458 nucleotides long. Its product is annotated as A disintegrin and metalloproteinase with thrombospondin motifs 10-like. The annotation marks the transcript as partial. The record is from RefSeq and is a predicted model, not a curated record. Gene Ontology annotation, biological process: extracellular matrix organization. Gene Ontology annotation, cellular component: extracellular matrix. The transcript is spliced from 11 exons. Gene Ontology annotation, molecular function: metalloendopeptidase activity. NCBI's taxonomy places the organism in Eukaryota, Metazoa, Chordata, Aves, Trogoniformes, Trogonidae.